Messenger RNA from Physella acuta, 1740 nucleotides. RefSeq names its product aerolysin-4-like. NCBI's taxonomy places the organism in Eukaryota, Metazoa, Mollusca, Gastropoda, Physidae. The record is from RefSeq and is a predicted model, not a curated record.
AUCUAUUGUUUGAUGUUUAAUUUUAAUUUCAGAGACUUGCAAAUCAGCUCGCUCAUUUUUUCAGAUUGGACGAAAAAGAUGUCUUUAGCUCACGUCGUUGUGCUUAUGGCUUUAGUUGACACUGGAGGUGCUGGUUGCAGCAGAACAAACUGGACGGAGAGUUGGAAAAAAGCAGGAAACUCAAGGUGUAAUGGUUAUUAUGAUUUUAUCUCUGGCUUUUAUCGAGCUGCCUUCACAGGUGCUGAAUCUGACAGUAUAGAAUUAAUAGAAGGAGUUGAAUGUUGUUCGAGAAAUUUACCAUGGGACAAAUCAAGAACACAAGUAAUGAUUGCUAAUUGGUGGUAUUCGUUUCAUAGAGACGACUCCUGGUCACUCUGUCCUACUGGUUAUUUCCUUAACGGUUUUUACAGAACGAAAGACGCUGAUCGUGGCUUUCUGGAUAACAUAAAAGUGGGACGUUGUUCUAAACCAUCUGACCACCCAGCAUACUAUAGUCACUGUUAUGAUCACGAUAUUGGGACAUGUUUUGCUAACGUAGGUUUGUGUAAAUGUAAUGAUGGUUACUAUGUCACUGGUUUGUACAAAGGGAACUGUAGUAGACUUUAUUGUAUACGGACUUUGCGAUGUUGCAAGCCGGCGUCAGCACCAGAAGUACUAGACGAGCUCUACAUGGUGCAGACACGCAUUAUGGACAAUACAAUGUACGACAUUGCUAAUUUUUCGGAUGUUAUCGGUUACGACUGGUGUGGAGGUUGUAGAGCCCAGUUCACAGGCGAGGAUUUUGUUAGAGAAGGUGACACAUGGAUUUCUAAUGUAGAUCAACCCUGUCGUGGAGACAAUAAUAAUAAACGCCUCAGCAUGGCGUACGGCGACUGGAGCUUCGCUAUGAAAGACAUCAAAUACGGACCUCACAUCAUCCAAAACUUAGUACCAGAAACUAUAGACUCGGGGACUUUUUAUAACAAUCACGUGACGGAGGCUAUGAAGACUAUUAUACGAAGUGAGUCCAGCGUUCGCACAGUCACCCACACGACAACCAGUUCUUGGAAAAGCAAUCUUGAUUUAAACAUCCAAGUUACUUACAAGCCACCAGGAGUGGGAAUUAGUGCUGGAUACAAGUUUGGAUAUGAGACAAGCACGUCUACAAAAAAUGAAAAAAGUGAGAAAACAUCGAAGAGUUUUACAAUGACUACUAGUAAAAAUAUCAAGGCCUAUUCUGCUGCCAAAUGGAGUUUUAUCGUGGCAAAAACACGAACUUCAAUAACGUACACGGCUACAAUCAUAGCCAGGUUUUCUACCGAGCUUCAAGGCAUUCUACGUGGGGGUGGAGGAAAGCAUGAUAUUGACACAAAUUAUCAUAACAAGUAUCAUGGUAGUGAUAGUGUGUCAAAGGUGAACUACAAGUUUGGCAGUUCAAGCGUCCCAUUUUACACAGACCUAAAGCAACAGAGCGAUACAAGUUCACACCCUUGGUUGUGGAACGACAUGAGAGACGCGUAUCCAGAAUUUCAACAAAUGCUAAACGAUUUGUGCGAUGAGAAUCGAUACGUCUUUCAACUGACUGGAAGGUUUGAUGAUGUUGUUGGUACAAGUGGAGAUUUUACCUGGGAAGCUGUACCAUUAAGUAAACGAUCAGCAGACCGUUACAAGCGUGUUCCUGACCGUAUCUUCCAGAAUUCAACACAUGUCGCUAGAGCUUUGCCUAAUGAUGACCCUCCGAUUAAAUUUGAUCCUCCUUAA